Molecule: messenger RNA, 759 nt
Organism: Lycium barbarum (goji berry)
Lineage: Eukaryota; Viridiplantae; Streptophyta; Magnoliopsida; Solanales; Solanaceae
Product: CASP-like protein 1C1
Exons: 3
Coding region: 107-607 (166 amino acids)
Source: RefSeq, a predicted model, not a curated record
GACUAAAAAAAUGUAGCAUGCCUAAUCCUUUUCUUUAAAGUUCUUGGUGAUGUUUCUUGAGGGAAUUCAUUUCAUUUUACAUUUUAGAUUGAUAGUAUAAUAAAACAUGAUUUCAUCUCUUGAUCCCUCCCUAUCUAAGGCCAUGAGGAUUUGCAGUGUUACUCUAAUAAGACUUCUAGCUAUUUGUGGGACAAUUUCAGCAGCCAUUGUAAUGGUAACCAGUCAUGAGAAGAUCAAAGUAUUUUCUGUAUCAUUUGAAGCUAAGUACAGCCACACUCUAGCCUUCAAGUAUUUUUUCAUAGCAAACAUUGUUGGAAGCGUCUACAGCAUCGUAGUUCUUUUCCUACCUUCGAAGACUUCGCUAUCACGAUUAGUUCUAAUAUCUGAUUUGAUUGUGACGAUGGUGUUAACUUCAAGCGUAUCUGCAGCGUUGGCGGUUGCUCAAGUUGGAAAGAAAGGGAAUUCUCAUGCAGGUUGGCUACCAAUUUGUGGCCAACUUCACCAUUUUUGUGACCAAAUUGGUGGAGCUCUUAUUGCUGCCUUCAUAUCACUCAUCCUUUAUAUGCUACUACUAUUUCUCUCCAUUUACACUCUCCUAAUUAAUUAAUGCAAUUUCAUGUCCAUUACAAAUGGCUAAUUAAGGAUUGUGGUAAUUAAAUCUAAGUCCUAGCUAGUUAAUUAUGGAUUAUACUUGUAUUCUUUCUUCCUUGCUAUACAUAUAUACUUUGGAAAGCAUUAGUAAAGGUUCGUUAUGUGUGA